Molecule: messenger RNA, 2185 nt
Organism: Pseudo-nitzschia multistriata
Lineage: Eukaryota; Bacillariophyta; Bacillariophyceae; Bacillariales; Bacillariaceae
Source: the annotation of a GenBank genome assembly
CGAAAUCUAUUUAUCGAUGCUAGGCUGGAGGAACUCAAUUUUGAAAGCCAAUCGCAAAAGAUAGAAUGAUGCAGCAGAAUGACAACGAUGGAAGCAGCGACCACCAGAACAGAGAGCCAAUUUUAYAUCACGGCAGACCAGAAGAGGAGCCUAUCCCGUCGUUGUCUCAGUCAGUCAGUUUUGCGGAUAUUGCUAGCUUAGCUGGUACAUUUAUAGAGCGAAAGGCCGAAGAUGCACGUCCGUUGCUUCCAAAAGCAGCCUUCUUUAUGGGCGAUCUGAGAGAUGGGUUGCCUAUGGUACGAGCCAGAAAAUGAAUCAAUCCAUGCGUUUYCUUUUAUUACAGUACCAUAKCUCAUGGUAACAACACCUUGUGUCUCGUUUUCUCUAUGCAYAGUUGAACAUGCAAGCUGUCUUUCUGAUGUGUUCAAAAGGUUUCUCAGARAAACAAAUAGGGGUAUUGUUUUUAGCAUUCGGACUGUCUCAAUUUGUAUGCAUGACACCGGCAGGUUACUGUUUAGAUUACUCGAAUCACAAAAUAGAUUGGGUGAAUUUGUCGGGAAUAACGACGUCUCUYCUUACAGUAGCGACGGUUGUUAUGGCUCGAGAYGGUGGAAGCAAUAUGUGGCUAAUGAUCCUUUUCAAAAUAUUGCAGGGGGGAAUGUCUGCAAUCUUGCCUCCUGGAUUCAAUAGUAUUACUCUGGGAAUCGUGGGGAGUACGGGCUUCACGGUUCAAGUAGCCAAGAACAGAGCCAUGAAUCACAUCGGAACUGCUCUSAUUGUUGCUGUUGGUUCGCUAAUUGCCUACCUUCUUUAUCCAAACAUCGGUGCCCUCUUUAUAGUAAGUCCUCUUACAAUGAUUGGCGUUUAUUACAAUAUGGUUCGCAUCAAACCAAAUCACGUAGAUCGUGAUGCUGCAAGAGCCUUGAUCAUUGAAUCUCCUACAAUGACAGAAUACGAGCAACUGGAGACACAGCAUACGAUGGGAUCACAAAUACCAGAAAUGAGCUACGAAGGAAGCGACUAUAUUGCAACAGGCAAUACCUCGUCCACGGAUUCGUCAAGCGAUGACAAUUCGUACAUACCACCCCCACCGCAUGUUGGCAACCCAGGUAUCUGCGAGAGCCAUGUUGCAUUGGAAGAUGCAAACGCGACAAACUCCCAGGAAACGGUUGAAUUGGACAAAAUACACCAGCAGCCCCUAUCACAUACCAGUAUCCCAAGUUUCAGAUUUGGAUGGGGAGUCAGGAGCAAAUGCGAGCUACACCAACCCAGGACACCCCUGGCGGUAUUGCGCGAUCCAACACUCGUUACAUUCACAAUCAUUGUGUUUUGCUUCCACAUGGCCAAUUCGUCGGUAUUGCCGUUGGUCAUGCAGAGUUUGGCCGUCGAAGACRUGAAAUCAGGGAUCCUUCUUUCUGGAUUGUGCAUUUUUAUUGGCCAGGCUUUCAUGUCCUAUUUCUCGAAAGUAUGCGGCGAGUAUUCGCCAAAGUGGGGAAGAAAGAGUUUGAUUCUGGUUGCACUGUCAUCGUUAACGGUACGGUGUUUGUCCCUGACCGUGUUGAUGACCGCCAAAAAUGAGGUUAAAACGCCGAUGGAAGCCUUGAUUGUGAGGUCUCUGAUCGUUGCGACACAACUGCUCGACUCCGUAGGUGCCGGGAUAUUCGGAACCAUGCACAUCCUUGUAACGAACGAUAUAAGCAGCAGAUCCGGUCGGUUUUCUUUGAUGAUGGGAAUCACAUCGAGUGCGAUGUGCCUCKGUGCUACCGUGUCGAGCUACAUCGGCCAAUCCAUGGCACACGCACACGGUUACGCGAUGGCCUUUAUGUUGCUUGGGGCUCUGUCACUCGUGCCUCUGCUGCUGUAUGCCUUCUUCAUGCCCGAAACUCUGCCCGACUAUGUCCGACCAACCAACAGGAAGCGCCGCCUGGUGGCAAUUCUGAAGCGACUGAACGAUCAGAGGCGGCGAUUUUUCCGUCGGAAAAGGAAAAAGAACAAGUCCGUGCAGCUCGAAGACGGUGGCGAAAAACGCGAGGCKCUUUUCCCAGAGUCCGGUGGCAACGACGGCAACGACAARCACAAACACAACGAGGAACCAAAGAUCGAGCUGGUAUAGGCCGGAAAAAAUUACAGCACCGGCUUGUGACAACCAGCUAGAAGCAGCACAAAGCAGCAUAGAAAUUCAGMU